CAAACAAAUAACCCUUUUUUUUUCUUACGCUUCUUUUCAUUAUCUUUUUUUUUUUUAUUCUUUCAAAAAAAAAUGGGCUCACUUGUCAAUAACCUUUUUAAACACUACUUAGCCAACAAUCAACAACAGAGUGGCGAGCAUGGACCAAUGGAUUGGCUCCAAAAUGUAGCCACGUUUGCAGGAGCCGAUGCUUUAUUAAACCGUAUUGAUGAUGGUGGCGAAGAGAACAAUCAUUUUUUACGAAACGCAGGCUUAGCAGGUGCUUUGGCCUUGGGCUAUCAAUAUUAUCGAGAUCAUCAUAAUCAACAACAACAGCAACAGUUAGAUCCCGAACAAUUACAAGCUAUCCAGCAACAACAACAAUUACUUCAAGCUCAACCUCAGCAACAGAUAAUACAACAGCAACCCCCACCAGUACAGCAGCAAAUGAUUCACCAACCUCCUCCUCCACCUCCUGUCCAGUAUUAUCCACAAGAAUAUGCUAUGCAACCGAACUAUCAUAUGGAAAUGAUGCCUCACUAUUAUCAGCAACAACAACAGGCCAUGAUGAUGCCUCCUCCGCCACCACUACUACAACAGGGCAUGAUUCCCCCACAUUUAUCACAACAAAUGUAUGGAAUGCCUAAUUAUAUGAUGCCAAAUAAUAUGAUGAUGAUUCAGCAACAGCAACAGAAUCCUUAUUUGAUGAUGGCUCUUAUGAAUCAGUUACAAUUACAACAGCAACAACAGCAACAGGCUAUUUUAUAUAGAAAUAAUAUGAUGAUGCAACAACACAUGGGACCGUCGAUGACCUCAUAUCAGCAGCCACGGUUUAUGCAACAACAGCAAAUGAUGCAUUAUGGAGGUGGUGGGAUGCCAUAUAACCCAUACAUGUUUUAAUGUUAUUGUGAAAGUAUAAAUAUAGUAAUUUUCUUGUCGUGUCUUUUUGUAUCCAUUAUUUAAAAUAAUAAAGGUUUUUUAUUUAUUUAUUUAUUU
Messenger RNA from Mucor mucedo, 975 nucleotides. RefSeq lists its product as uncharacterized. Lineage: Eukaryota; Fungi; Mucoromycota; Mucoromycetes; Mucorales; Mucoraceae. Bases 73 to 879 code for a protein of 268 amino acids. The record is from RefSeq and is a predicted model, not a curated record. The transcript has a single exon.